This is a messenger RNA of Eptesicus fuscus (big brown bat), 4072 nucleotides long. RefSeq names its product ATPase phospholipid transporting 11A (gene ATP11A). The transcript has 30 exons. Gene Ontology annotation, biological process: phospholipid translocation. Lineage: Eukaryota; Metazoa; Chordata; Mammalia; Chiroptera; Vespertilionidae. The record is from RefSeq and is a predicted model, not a curated record. Gene Ontology annotation, molecular function: ATP binding; magnesium ion binding; ATPase-coupled intramembrane lipid carrier activity. Gene Ontology annotation, cellular component: trans-Golgi network; plasma membrane; recycling endosome. The coding region runs from base 602 to 4021 and encodes 1139 amino acids.
CUGAAUCCGCCCCGGAGGCGGAAGCAACAGGGCGUCGCCCCCACCUGUCGGCCUCCGCCCUCAGUCCCUGGCUCCUCUGCUCUCCCUCGCUCCGGGGGCAGGGAACCUGCCGAGGCGGGGAGGGAGGGCCCCCAGCGCGCGUGCACACGCGUGAGGGCGAGUGUGCGGGCGGGGGCCGGGGCCGCGGGGCGCAUGCUCACACGCGCCCGUGACGUGAGCGCCCGGACCGGCGGCCGGAGGCAGGGCUGAGCGGGGCGACGGGCGGAGGACCCGGCAGGAGAGUGGAAAGAGAGCAGAUCCCAGAGCAGAGCUGGGGAGCAGAACAGCAGCAGGAUCCGCCCGGGUUUCCGCGCUCCCCGCCGUAGCCCCGCCGCCGGCAGCCCGCGCGCGAAGCCACUACCGCCAGCAGCCACCGCCGCGCCGGCCGCCGCGGGCCGGGCGGGGCAUGAGCGCUGAGGGGCCGCGGCCGCCCCCCGCACCGCCCGGCGCGUCCUGGCUGUGACCGGGGCGGGGGCGCGCGGCCACACUCGGGCCGGGGCCCAUGGGCGCGCUGAGCCGGGCGCCGGGGCGCUGAGCGCUGGCGGGCGCGGCCGGAGGAGCCAUGGACUGCAGCCUCGUGCGGACGCUCGUGCAGAGAUACUGUGCUGGAGAAGAGAAUUGGGUCGACAAUCGGACCAUUUACGUGGGACACAAGGAGCCUCCCCCAGGUGCUGACGCCUACAUUCCGCAGAGGUACCCAGACAACAGAAUAGUCUCCGCCAAGUACACAUUUUGGAACUUCAUACCCAAGAACUUGUUUGAACAAUUCAGAAGAAUCGCCAACUUUUAUUUUCUUAUCAUAUUUCUGGUCCAGUUGAUUAUUGAUACACCCACAAGUCCAGUAACGAGUGGACUGCCACUGUUCUUUGUCAUCACUGUCACAGCUAUCAAACAGGGCUAUGAAGACUGGCUUCGCCAUAAAGCAGAUAACGCCAUGAACCAGUGCCCUGUUCAUUUCAUCCAGCAUGGCAAGCUGGUUCGGAAGCAGAGCCGAAAGCUGAGAGUUGGGGACAUCGUCAUGGUCAAGGAGGAUGAGUCCUUCCCCUGUGACUUAAUCUUCCUCUCCAGCAGCCGUGGAGACGGGACCUGCCACGUGACCACCACCAGCUUAGAUGGAGAGUCGAGUCACAAAACACAUUAUGCAGUUCAAGACACAAAGGGAUUUCAAACAGAAGAAGAUAUAGAUGGCCUCCACGCUACCAUUGAGUGCGAGCAGCCCCAGCCUGACCUCUACAAGUUUGUGGGCCGCAUAAAUGUUUACAAUGAUCAGAAUGACCCCGUGGUGAGGCCAUUAGGAUCGGAAAACUUGCUUCUUAGAGGAGCCACACUAAAGAACACUGAGAAAAUCUUCGGUGUUGCUAUUUAUACGGGCAUGGAAACCAAGAUGGCAUUAAAUUAUCAAUCAAAAUCCCAGAAACGAUCCGCUGUAGAAAAAUCAAUGAAUGUGUUCCUCAUAGUGUACCUCUGCAUUCUCAUCGGCAAAGCGCUGAUAAAUACUGUCCUGAAAUACGUGUGGCAGAGUGAACCAUCCCGAGAUGAGCCAUGGUAUAAUCAGAAAACCGAAGCAGAAAGACAGAGGAACCUGUUUCUCAGGGCGUUCACGGACUUCCUGGCCUUCAUGGUUCUGUUCAACUACAUCAUCCCCGUGUCCAUGUACGUCACGGUGGAGAUGCAGAAGUUCCUCGGUUCGUAUUUCAUCACCUGGGAUGAAGAGAUGUUUGACGAGGACAUGGGCGAAGGGCCUCUGGUCAACACCUCGGAUUUAAACGAAGAGUUAGGACAGGUGGAGUACAUCUUCACAGACAAGACGGGUACUCUCACCGAGAACAACAUGGAGUUCAAGGAGUGCUGCAUCGAGGGCCACGUCUACGUGCCGCACGUCAUCUGCAACGGGCAGGUUCUCCCCGGCGCCACCGGCAUCGACAUGAUCGACUCCUCCCCGGGGGUCAGUGGGAGGGAGCGAGAAGAGCUGUUUUUCCGGGCCCUCUGCCUGUGCCACACCAUCCAGGUGAAGGAGGACGAUGACGUGGACGGGCCCAGGAAGUCACUAGACUCGGGGAAAUCCUGUGUGUACAUAUCGUCCUCGCCCGACGAGGUGGCCUUAGUGGAGGGUGUCCAGAGACUUGGUUUUACAUACCUACGGCUAAAGGAUAACUACAUGGAGAUAUUAAAUAGGGAUAAUUACAUUGAAAGGUUUGAAUUGCUGGAAAUUUUGAGUUUUGACUCAGUAAGAAGGAGAAUGAGUGUAAUUGUAAAAUCUGAUACAGGAGAAAUUUUUCUCUUUUGCAAAGGAGCAGAUUCUUCAAUAUUUCCCCGAGUCAUAGAAGGCAAAGUCGAUCAGAUCCGAUCCAGAGUGGAGCGCAACGCUGUGGAGGGGCUUCGGACUUUGUGCGUUGCGUACAAAAGGCUCAGCCCAGAAGAAUAUGAAGGCAUUUGUAAAUUGCUACAGGCUUGCAAGGUGGCCCUUCAAGAUCGAGAUAAGAAAUUAGCAGAAGCCUAUGAACAGAUAGAGAAAGAUCUUAUUCUGCUUGGUGCUACCGCCGUUGAGGAUCGGCUCCAGGAGAAAGCUGCUGACACCAUAGAAGCUCUGCAGAAGGCCGGCAUCAAAGUCUGGGUGCUCACCGGGGACAAGAUGGAGACGGCAGCAGCCACCUGCUACGCCUGCAAACUUUUCAGGAGGAACACACAGCUGCUUGAACUAACCACCAAGAAAAUCGAGGAGCAGAGUUUACAUGAUGUCCUGUUUGAGCUGAGUAAAACUGUCCUGCGCCACAAUGGCAGCUUAACCAGGGACAACCUCUCAGGACUUUCAACAGAUAUGCAAGACUAUGGUUUAAUUAUUGAUGGAGCUGCGCUGUCUUUAAUAAUGAAACCCCGAGAAGAUGGCAGCUCCAGCAACUACCGAGAACGGUUCCUUGAAAUCUGCCGGAACUGCAGCGCCGUGCUGUGCUGCCGGAUGGCCCCUCUGCAGAAGGCCCAGAUUGUUAAAUUAAUCAAAUUUUCAAAAGAGCACCCUAUUACAUUAGCAAUCGGUGAUGGCGCAAAUGAUGUCAGCAUGAUCCUGGAGGCCCAUGUGGGCAUAGGCGUCAUUGGAAAGGAAGGUCGUCAGGCUGCAAGGAACAGUGACUAUGCAAUACCUAAAUUUAAGCAUUUAAAGAAGAUGCUACUCGUUCAUGGGCAUUUUUAUUAUAUUAGGAUAUCGGAGCUUGUGCAAUACUUCUUUUAUAAGAAUGUCUGCUUCAUUUUCCCUCAGUUUUUAUACCAGUUCUUCUGUGGGUUUUCACAGCAGACGCUGUACGACACCGCCUACCUGACACUGUACAACAUCAGUUUCACUUCCCUUCCGAUUCUCUUGUACAGCCUGAUGGAGCAGCACGUCAGCAUGGACACACUCAAGAGGGACCCUUCCCUCUACAGAGAUAUCACCAAGAACGCUCUACUCCGCUGGCGAGCGUUCAUUUACUGGACAUUCUUAGGAGUAUUCGACGCUCUGGUAUUUUUCUUUGGUGCUUACUUCAUGUUUGAAAAUGCAACUGUGACCAGCAAUGGACAGAUCUUCGGAAACUGGACCUUUGGGACGCUGGUGUUCACUGUGAUGGUGUUUACCGUCACACUAAAGCUGGCAUUAGAUACACACUACUGGACUUGGAUAAACCACUUUGUCAUCUGGGGGUCGCUGCUAUUCUACGUUGUCUUUUCCCUCCUCUGGGGAGGAAUUAUCUGGCCAUUCCUCAAUUAUCAAAGGAUGUACUAUGUGUUCAUACAGAUGUUAUCCAGUGGCCCUGCCUGGCUGGCCAUCAUCCUGCUCAUCACGAUCAGCCUCCUUCCCGAUGUUCUCAAGAAAGUCCUGUGCAGGCAGCUGUGGCCCACCGCCACAGAGAGAGUCCAGAAGAGCUCGAAACUCAAAACAGCGGUCGAUGCCGCGCUGAGUCCGGACAGGCCACUGCUGAAGGACGUCUUGCCGGGGCCGAGGCGUGAUUAGCCCACGGAUAGAGCAUGCACACCCAGAGUCAGGACCACUCUGAAGUCAGCC